Lasiodiplodia theobromae is the source of this 777-nucleotide messenger RNA. Its product is annotated as Midasin. The record is from RefSeq and is a predicted model, not a curated record. The transcript has 2 exons. NCBI's taxonomy places the organism in Eukaryota, Fungi, Ascomycota, Dothideomycetes, Botryosphaeriales, Botryosphaeriaceae. Bases 1 to 777 code for a protein of 258 amino acids.
AUGUACCCGAGAAAGGAUGACCGUGGUACGGGCUGUGACACUGAAGAUCCCCAAGAAAAUUCAGACCAGCAGGGAAAGAAAGGUGAUGCUGGGGACGUUGCGCAGACUGACAAAAGAGCUCGACAUCUUCGAGACGUUGAAGAAGUUGAAAAUGGCGUAAAAGCGCGCAAGGAGAUCAACAUUGUUGGAGAAAUUGGGGAGAGUGUCGAAGAGAGUGAUGACGCAAAAGAUGGGGUAGAUGAUUCCUACACGGCUAAAGUGACGACAGACCAUGAGAAAGAUGUUCAAGAAGUUGGAAACCUGGAGAAAGCCGAUCAGAUUGAAUGGAAUGUUGCAGACGAAGCUAAAGAGGUCGAGAAAGAUGUUGACGAAGAAGUCAGAGAUGAUGUGGAUGAAGAAGUUGACAAAGGUUUAGAAGACAUCGAAGAGCAUAUGGAAGGAGAUUUGGAAAAAGACGAGGAACAUGCCGAUGAAUAUAUGGAAGAACACGAGGUUGAUGAAGGUCUGGAACAACUAGAGGAAAAUGUCCAAGAACUCAAGGAAAGUGUCGACGGAGAAGUAGAAGAAUCUAAAGUGGAUGUGGACGAAAUAGUCGGGGAAGACGUCGAUGGAGAAGCCGACAAAAAAGUUGAGGAAGAAGCCGAGCAGUGUCUAAAAGUAGUCGUGCAAGAGACUGGAGAAGAGAUCAAAGGGGCUGCUGAAGACGACUUGGAAACCACUGACGAAGAUGACGAAAUCAGAGAUGAGGAUAGGAAUAAGGUGUCGAAGAAGAUGUAG